AUGCGAAAUCUUGUUGCUUCUAUACUGACGACUUCUCUGCUGCUCUCGUCAGCGUGCGCUAUAUCUCAUAACCCACCAGGUAGAGAUGCGAUUCUGCUAUCCAAUGUACAAACCCUAACUCUACGCACUGAUCGUCUUACCACAUCUCGUCGCGUUUCACCCAUCCCACAACUCAGCUGUGUGGGCCCAUCGAAGAAGAUAUGCAACCUCUACAAACCAGAAAUUAUACGUUGCACAAAUCAAGGUUACGACUAUGACGAAGAAGAUGUGCAAUGGACCUGUACCGCAUCUCUUCCAGAGGAGUUUAAGCUCGGUGCAACAGAUGUGAUAUGCGAGGGCUAUCGCAGUGCAGAGGAUAAGUGGGUGCUCAAAGGGAGCUGUGGUGUCGAGUACCGGAUGAUGUUGACAGAGGAAGGCGAGAGGCGGUUUGGAAAAAGCGACAAUGUCUGGUCAUCAGGCCACAGAGCCGGUAAAUUGAUUGGAAAUAUCAUCUUCUUUGGAAUAUUCUUUGCUGUCUUUAUUCUUAUUAUUUCAUCUUGUCUUGGCUUCCGGGGCAAUGAUCGGCCAAGAGAUCAAAGACGAGGCUGGGGCUGGGGAGGUGGUGGUGACUACCCAGGUGGCCCACCCCCUCCUUAUAGCAGCUCUGAUGGAAGAAGCUUUGGAUCGCAGGGCUGGAGGCCUGGAUUUUGGACUGGUGCCCUUGGAGGUACAGCUGCGGGAUAUCAGAUGGGACGGCGUUCUGGCAACUCGUAUCAAGGUUCAUCGUUUGGUCGAUUCAAUGACCCUGGAGAGGGCAGUUCUCGCUCACGAUCUUCCCCCAGUUUUUCUUCUACCAGUGCUAGUACUGGAUUUGGGUCGACACGGCGCAGAUGA
Molecule: messenger RNA, 873 nt
Organism: Penicillium taxi
Lineage: Eukaryota; Fungi; Ascomycota; Eurotiomycetes; Eurotiales; Aspergillaceae
Product: DUF1183 domain protein
Exons: 1
Coding region: 1-873 (290 amino acids)
Biological process (GO): regulation of store-operated calcium entry
Cellular component (GO): endoplasmic reticulum membrane
Source: RefSeq, a predicted model, not a curated record